Talaromyces atroroseus is the source of this 1449-nucleotide messenger RNA. RefSeq lists its product as hypothetical. The coding region runs from base 1 to 1449 and encodes 482 amino acids. The record is from RefSeq and is a predicted model, not a curated record. Gene Ontology annotation, cellular component: cytoplasm; ribose phosphate diphosphokinase complex. The transcript has 6 exons. Gene Ontology annotation, biological process: 5-phosphoribose 1-diphosphate biosynthetic process; ribonucleoside monophosphate biosynthetic process; purine nucleotide biosynthetic process. Lineage: Eukaryota; Fungi; Ascomycota; Eurotiomycetes; Eurotiales; Trichocomaceae. Gene Ontology annotation, molecular function: ribose phosphate diphosphokinase activity; magnesium ion binding.
AUGCGCGGCGUGCAGAUCUUUUCAGGGACAUCCCACCCGACCUUGACAGACUCCAUCUGCGAGCGUCUGGGAGCUGUCCCCGCACCUGCUGAGCUCAGGAAAUUCAGCAAUGGCGAGACCCUGGUCAACAUUGGCAUCUCUGUUCGGAACCAGGAUGUCUAUAUUGUCCAGAGUGGAAGCAGCAAGAUCAAUGAUAGUCUGAUGGAGCUCUUGAUCAUGAUCUCUGCCUGCAAAGGUGGAUCAGCGAAGACCAUUACUGCUGUCAUGCCUUACUUUCCCUAUUCCCGGCAGUCAAAGAAAAAAAGCCACCGAGGUGCUAUCACUGCUCGAAUGAUUGCAAACCUGCUUACCAUCGCUGGUGUUGAUCAUGUGAUUACUCUAGACUUACAUGCAUCGCAAAUGCAAGGCUUUUUUGCUAAACCCGUCGACAAUCUAUUCGCAGAACCCUUGAUUGCCCGCUGGAUUCGAAUGAACGUGCCCAGCUGGAAAACUGCCGUCGUCGUUAGCAAGAAUGCAGGCGGUACAAAACGAGUGACCUCGCUUGCGGAUACCUUGAAGCUCAACUUUAGCAUUGUCACAACAGACCGUCGCAGGCCUAAGGUCAAUACAUCCAUGACUGAUAGCGUAGUGUUCUUUGAUACUAUCGAAAGAGGAAAUCUUUCAAAUGCUGGAACAGUGGAACGGCCUGCUGAUGAUCAAGCCCAAGAAGAGACCGCCGUGGAUGAUUAUUUGGUCUCAAAAUCGUACGAUACUCUGAGACCAGAGACACCUCCUGCUGCUCGAAGACCUUCUGAAUUAGAAGCCGCAGAAUACACAAUUGAUGAAAAAGCUCGUGAAGUGAUCACAGGCCGCAUUGUCCAAGGACAUCUUGUCGACGAUGAUUACCUUGUUAGCGAUUCACAAGAUGCCACUCCUGUUCCGCCAGCCAGUUCAGAAAAUGACGAUGGUACGAUGAAUGAUCCAAUGGCUUCUUCUCUGAUCUCGAUUCUUUCAUCGCAUGAAGAUCAUGCUCUUGGGGGCACGUAUGAUGCUGCAGAGUCGGAUGACGAUGAUACACCCGCACGGUCCAGUGAUCCGGGUGAAAGAACGAUUACACUAGUAGGGGAUGUUAAGGAUAAGCCCGUUUUCAUUGUUGAUGAUAUGAUUGACCGAAGCGGCUCGUGGAUUGCUGCGGCGGAAACAGUUGUCAGGAGGGGCGGUGCAAAAACAGUGUACUGUAUUGCUACACACGGGCUCUUUGGCGAGAAUUGUUUGGAAGACUUGGAGAAUUGUGACGUGAUUGAUCAUAUUGUCGUCACUAAUUCUUUCCCCAUUCCUCCUGAGAAGAUGCGUCUGUCGAAGAAGUUGACCGUUAUCGAUGUGUCUACGCUAAUGUCAGAGAGCAUCCGACGUCACCAUUACGGUGAAAGGUGUCACAAGAUACUAGCACACGGCUCCAUGGCUUUAUGA